UAUCAUUUAAAAUGAUAUUUUUCGUAUAAAAUCCCUCAAAAGGAAAAGAUGAAAAUAUUGUUUCAUAAGUUGAGAAUUAUUCCAGGUCUGGAAUAAGCAAAACAAUUUUUUGACCACUUUCAAAAUUACAAAAUAAGAUGGCGGGAAAUCAAAAAUUGUUUUCUUGUGGUACCCUGGAAGAAUGGCAAACAGCUCUGGUUUCAUAUAAAGAUGUGAUGAAAGAAAAAGCAAAGCUUUUAACUAAGACCCCUAGAAGACCCAGAGGAGGAAAAGAUUUGAUUGAACUCGAUGACUGGUUUCAGAAUGAUCUUCCUAUUGCGAUUACCAGCAGAGAUGAAAAACAUAUCACGCAUGAAGAACUUUGCAAGCUUAUGAAAUGGAAACUAAUGAGAGGCAAAUUCCGGCCAAGGCUCACUGAGCUUGUGCAGGCGAACAAACCUGAAGAAGUUAUUGCAGCAAGUAAAAAAGCCUUCAAAAAACUUCCCAAUAUAUCUGAAGCAAUCAAGGCUCUCAUUGUUCUCAAGGCUGUUGGUCCAGCAACUGCUAGUGCUGUAUUAGCCGCGGGAGCUCCUGAAGUUGCGCCUUUCAUGGCGGAUGAAUCAAUGCUUGCGAUUCCAGGUCUACAACCACUUCAAUAUACACUGAAUCAUUAUGUUAGUUAUGUGGCACAGAUUGAAUCAUGCAUGGAGAGAUUAAAUAAGGAAGAUGACAUGGUAGAAUGGUCGGCACAUGACGUUGAGCUUGCCUUAUGGACAUAUCACAUGGCUAAACAAUUGGACAUUAACAUUGAAAAAUCAGGACAGAAGCGGAAAAGUGACUCUAGUGAUACUUCAAAAUUAAAAAAGCAGAAAUCUAAAUCAAAGGACACUUAAUUUCUGUAGAGUAAUAUUUCCUUUACCAUGUAAACCUACAGUAUUUGCAGUAAGUUGUGAUGAUACAAAAAUUAUGCAAAA
This is a messenger RNA of Owenia fusiformis, 953 nucleotides long. NCBI's taxonomy places the organism in Eukaryota, Metazoa, Annelida, Polychaeta, Sabellida, Oweniidae. The record is from the annotation of a GenBank genome assembly.